UAUAAAUCUGUAAGCCCAUAUCAAUUUACUGCCACUCAGAAGUGGAAACCAUACAAAAAUGAGAUACAUUUUAACGAGUAUUUUUUUGUGUUCAUUCGCCUUUGCGGUUGAUAUAUCUACGGACUUUACUUCCUCCGGUGUAGUUCCAGAUGUCAUCGUCAAGGCGCCGGGUGAAAUGCUCGCGGUGACAUAUAAAGACAGUAACGAAAAAGAUAAGGAUUUACGAUUCGGAGAAGAAUUGACGCCAACUAUUGUCAAAGAUCCUCCAGCCUUAGCAUGGUUUACUGUGGAUAAUGCAUAUUAUACAGUUGCCAUGGUUGAUCCGGACGCACCGAGCGCAAGUGAUCCAAAAAUGCGAGAAAUGCUCCAUUGGUUGGUGGCCAAUAUUCCAGGUGGUGAUUUGUCGAAAGGCGAGGCGAUCGUCGAGUACGUAGGCUCGGGGCCUUCAAAAGGUACCGGUCUUCAUCGAUACGUAUUACUGGUCUACAAGCAGCCGGAAAAAUUGGUCAUCCAGGAGGCGCGAGUAAGCAAACACGAGCGCGCAGGCCGUCCGUCAUUUAACAUUCGUAAUUUCGCCAAUAAAUACAAAUUGGGCGAGCCUAUUUCUGGAAACAUGUUCAGGGCUCAAUACGACGACUAUGUGCCUACAAUACAUAAGCAGUUGGGCGAGAAUAAUUAAACAUUGUAAUUGACGCAUGAGUAAGGCGCAAAAAAAUAUAUUUGAGGGUGGUUGCUUGCUUGAAACCGUUGCAAAAAU
Trichogramma pretiosum is the source of this 757-nucleotide messenger RNA. RefSeq names its product protein D2-like. Lineage: Eukaryota; Metazoa; Arthropoda; Insecta; Hymenoptera; Trichogrammatidae. The record is from RefSeq and is a predicted model, not a curated record. The coding region runs from base 59 to 679 and encodes 206 amino acids. The transcript has 4 exons.